UUUCCUUUUACCAGUGCAAAUCACUGUGCUGAGGCAGGUUGCCAGGCCCACAGUGCUGCUGGACAAAUCCCCCAGUCUACGCAGCUGUCUAAGCAGUAGCAGCAAGGGAGCAUACCUGUGUCUGCUGGUCAGCUGGUGCGCUUUGGCUCUAAUCUUCAGAGUCUCAUAUUUGUGGCUUCCUUAUUUUCAGAUUUCCUCUCAGAAUGUUGCCAGCUGGCACCUCUAGUGCAUAGUUCAAGAUGGAAGGAUCUCUUUGCCUUAGUGCCUGCAGUGGAUCAAGCUGGUGGAGGGUCUUUUACAAUUCCUUUUGUUCCUUUUCUGAACCUCAGUGUUACACUAGAGAUGUCCUUCUUCCAUUUCGUGUCAGGAGCUCUUCUAUAAGCCAUAAAUUGGAGUAAUAUGAAAACAACUGAAAAUUAUUUCAAAUUUGGACCGUGUGUGCUUGGCUGGGACUAAUGUCCUCUCACGUAAUUCCUCACUGAUCAGGUGGGAGCUGUGAGGCGGGAGGGACACAAAACUACUGUUAUAAGGUAGUUAGUACCGUGAUACCUGGCCUGUGAUCAGGAUUUCUGUGCUGCGUAGAAGAGCCCAAAUCCUUUGAGCUGUCUCAUGAUGUGGUUGCUCUGUCUCGCUCCAGCUGGCUGCCAUUACAUGAAGAUAGUGCUAUUGACUGGUUCUUUCUGCACCUGGCAGGUGGAAAAGAUUAUUCUCUCUUCCACAACUUUCUAUCUCCUCUAGAUUCAGAGGAAAAGGUAAAGCCAGUGUCUUUGGAAUGCCCAACGUUGGAGCAUGAUGAUACCCUUAGCCAUACCACAAUUGCUUUAAUCAUGCCUCUUUCAGACUAAUGAAUAAUUAACUGCUGUGUGCAUAUGCACAGACAUGCUGGUCAUGGGCAUCUCUGCAGGGUCGUGGUGACCUGCAGAUGACCACAGGGAGCUGUUUACCUCAGUAUGCAACCUCUUGGCUGCUGCCUGUUUGUUAUCUCCUUGGCUACCAGCUGACCAAAGCUAGUGUCUUCGUGACCUGCUUCGGCAACAAGGUAGCGGUGACUGCUCCCCAGCCUUCUCGAAGCUUGCGUGUGCAAACAGAUUGAGUUGAGCAAGGUGCGAAUGUGCAGCAAGGCAGCUCCCACACUGCCACUCCCCCAAGGUAAGUGCAAGGUGGCUCACAGGAGAGUGGCAGGCUAUUUUUGUUUCCAAGGGUAACAGCUUUCCCACAGGAAGUUACCAUGAAGAGGCCAACCCUUGUUAGCUGGUUUCCAGGCCUGUCAUUGGCUCUGUACAUGAAAGCACAAGCCUCAGCCUCCCAAAAUUCAGCUGUGUGUGUCAGGGCCCCUGCUCUGAAGCAAGUGUUUAAGGUAAUAAGAUUGAUUGUCCUGCCUGUUGCAAGUUGAGCCAUGCUGUGCUGGUCCCCGUGUGCUAGAAGAAAGACUUUUGUCCUCCUUUUGCUGUAGAUGUGGCACAUUUUUGGGCAUACCUAUAAUUUUCAGGGGAGUAAGGUUUACGGAUCAGAAAUGGUCCCUUGUUCUGUGUUUUCCACAAGAGACUCCUCUGUGGCUGAUGGACUUGCUGGAUUGGGACCAGAGGAGGCCACGAAGAUGACUGGAAGGCUGAAGUACCUCUGGUAUGAAGGCAGGCUGAAAGGGUUGAUGUUGUUCAGCCUGAAGAAGAGAGGACUCCAGAGAGACCUUAUAGCACCUGCCAGUACCUAAAGGGUGCCUACAGGAAAGCUGGAGAGGGACUUCUUCGCAGGGUGUGUUGUGAUAAGACAAGAGGUAGAGGUUUUAAACUAAAAGAGGUUUGUUCAAAUCUGAAUGUGGGGAAGAAGUCUUUUACAAUGAGGGUGGUGAAACACUGGAACAAGUUGCCCAGAGCCAUGGUGGAUGCCCCAUCCCUGGAAACAUUUGAGGUCAGGCUGGAGAGGGCUCUGAGCAACCCGAUCUAGUUGAAGGUGUCCCUGCUCAUUGCAGGGGGCUUGGACUAGAUGACCUUUAAAGGUCCCUUCCAACCCAAACUAUGAUUUAUGGUGGAGCCUCUGGGGCCUCUCUGCUUUUGACUAUAAAAGUGCAGUUUGUUGCUGGAGGAUUUUACCUUAUGAAUUUUCAGCAGAAAGCUAGGAAAGUUGGCAACAGUUGGCUUGCUAUUGUGUUUCCCUCUCAUUUCUUGCCCCCUGCAUAUUGCUGCCAUUACCCAUUAAAGCAUCAGAGUGAGUCAGAUGUAGAAAAUGAGAUAAAAACCGCAGGGUGAUGCAUGGGUGCCAGCCAAAUGACUCUUUCUAUCUCCCCGUCCCGUAAAGCUGUGAUAGCAGCUCAGGGGGCUGUGCUUCAUGACUUCAUCCCUCCCUGCUGAGGGGAGAUGGGCAACAUCAUUAUCAGCUGCCAGGGAGUCCUGACUUGGAGCCUGCAGUGAAAAUGUCCUCAGAUGUAGGGCUCCUCCUCUGCCCCAAGGGUGACUUGAACCUGCUGGGAAGAUGGAGGAAGAGCUGGAGGGGGAAGAUGAGAAGAAAGAAGUGCAAACUCUACCGCUUCACUGUGAUGAUGUCAUGGCAACAAGGUACAUCGAUGUGCUGUCAGGCGAUUGGGGCAGGCUUUGAAGGUCUCCAGCUCUUCCUCGUUGCUGCAGGCUCGUGACUGACUCGCUGAAAAAUGUCUUGGUUAAUAUUUUAUGCCUCCAUUGAAGUGCUAAGGGUGGCAAGUGCCCCACCUAAGCCCCCUGCCUCUGCUUUCCAGUGGGAUGCUAAAUCGGGGAGGGAGGUAGGAUUGUAAGCUUCCCUGGGACGGGACUCACAGUCAGUAGGGUGGCUUCAGCCCAUAGCGUCCCUGUGCCUGUCUGACUCUAGGACAUAGGAAGGAGGUUUCUAUCCCCUCCAGCCCACUUUGGAGCUGGCUUGGGACACCGGAAGGAGGGGGGUCUCCCUCUGUCCUCAGUCUCCCAGGGCUGGAUCUGGAAUAAAGAAAUCUCUGGCCCUGCUCUGGGAGCUGAGCUCAGCUCCUUUGAUGCAAUCAGUUAGUACACGGAUUUUGGUGGGGGUUUUGUGGUUUGGGGUUUUUUUUGUUUGUUUUUUGUUGGGUUUUUUUUCCGCCCUAAGCAAUGACCUAAUGAUCCCAUGUUCCAGUUACCAGCUACCACCCCUCCUAGGUGCCUUCUUUCCAAAUCGUGCAUCUGGACUGGAUCCAGCAAACUUCCCAGAGCAAGACGCCGUGUUCCUUUCCCCAAGGAAGCCAUCUGCUUCCCUCCACUCAGCUCCUUCUGUGGGGCUUUGGGCUCGCCAGCCGGGCUGGAAAGCUCUCCUCCUCCUCGCUUGCCCCGGCUCUCAUCGGCCAUCUUGUCAGCACAAGGCACGGGGAAGGGAACACGGGGCUGGCUGAAUCUGGGGCGGCUGAUGGUGUCAGCCGGAGGCGGUUUCCAGGCAACUGUCGCGCCGUGGGACACGCGAGCCAAGAACACCGGGAACACCGCGUUCUCAGCGCACCGCCUGGGAGGGGACCGAGCCUGACACGGCACAGCAUGGUGUGGAGAGGGCAGCGUGAGCGAGAGGGUAGUGCAGGGAUGGCAGCAGAGGAAGGGGUCUCCAGAAUAUCCCCCUCUGUCCACUGAUCAUCAUACCCUCUCUGGCUUGGAGUGAGAAUUUCCAAGCUGGCUCCUGGUGCAACAUGCAGCAAGGAAGGAUCACAUGAUGUAUGGGAUUUCACAUGCCUUCUGCAUCCUUUGGGAAAUCAAAGAAAGGAGAAACAUAAUGCCAGAUUCUGUACCCAAGCCCCCAGGCUUGUUGCAGGUGGUCCUGUGCUUCUCUGUCCUUUAACAAAUCCAAAGUUCCCUCCCUACAAGUCAUGAACCAUUUGUGUGCACGCAGCCCAGCUCUGUGUCCCUGGAUGUCACUGAGAAAGGGAAUUUCUUGUAAAGUUGGGCUGCCCUUCCCUUCCACAAGCUGCCAGUGCUCCCCAUGCUUAGUAGGUCCCACUGCCCCUCUGCGGUGAUGUCCAAGGCAGCAUCCCCACUCCUGCCUACCUGCCUGCCUUCCCCACCUGCUUUAGAGGCUCUGGGAGCAUCCCUACCCAUGAACCUACCCUGCUUGGUAACCCUUCCUUACACUGCCAGCCCACCAUUUCCCUUCCCGGCAAUGCUGAUACUCACAUUCCCUUUGUUUUAUGCCAUUUGAGUGGUUUUUGAUAGGUGCAUUUAGUACAACUGAUUUUGAAUGGAUGAAGGAGGGUGAUAAAAUUGCUUUGGCUAAGCAGCAGGGAAAAGAUUCUCCUGGAUUCUGAGUGUGAGGCUGUGAUGCACAUGGAGAAUGGAGCUGCAGAGUGCUUGGCAGGGUGGGUGCUGCAGAGGGGCAGAACUGCUUUAAUGCCGUGUAUGCCAGGAAAUGUUCUGCAGCCCCAUGUGGGUGAUAGCACAGAGAGACAGGACAGUGAGGGGGUCAACUGCAGCCAGUGCUGCCCCUGGGCCAGCUUUGCAGCUAUUGAUUUGGAACUUGCCCCGUUCACCCUAACCUUGGCAGUGCCAGCUUGACCCUUAUCAGCACUGAUAAACCCCGCCACAACCUCCUGUCCCAUCCUGGUGGUGUCACUCUGUGAGUGCCGCACUGGCAGAUCUGUCCUGUGACUCUGUUCUUGCACCAGUUGCUCUAUUGCUGCGAUGCUCUAAAUCCAGGACACCUCUCUUUUAUUUUUACACAGGGGCUGUGGCCACACCAACUCUUUUAACCCUAGGUGGGUGCCUACCCCUUGCUGAGUGUUUUGGGCAAGGAAGGAUGUGGCGCCGGCUGCAAACACUUUUCCAAAGGAAAUUUAAAAUCAGGCUUCUCUUUCUUCUGCUCUUGGCCCUCCUUGUACACCUGGUGAUGGAUUUUGCUCUCCCUGCAGCUCACAAGCCCUGCAGCUGCGAUACAAAAGCACCAAAAGCCACAGGUGUCCCAUCAGGCAGCCCCAUGCUGUCCAGCCUCAAAAAGCUGAGCCUGCGAAUCCUUCAGGAUUUCGGUGGCAGCAAUAGCUCCUUGGAAAAAACCUCUCAGCUACAGGGAGCAGGGCUGCACGCAAGGACUGGAGAGCUGUGGGUCCAGCACCAACAAGAAGGCGGCAAUGCGGGACGGACCAAGGAAUCAAAGCUGGCGGCACUUUUUGAGCAUCCUCUUUACAACAUUCCAAUCCCAGAGGUGACAGAGAAAGAUAAGCUGUUUGUCGUCAACCCCAUGGAGAAAUUCAGCCUGCGCAGCAGCAGGAGUGACGAAUGGAUCAGCAGCAGUAAAGCCGAGACGCUCCUCCCGACAGGGAAGACGGCCUAUGACACCUACCCCACCUGGCUCAAAUUCCAUGUUGGCAUCAACCGCUAUGAGCUGUACCCCCGCUGGGACCCCCUGUUGCCCACACUCCUCCAGGACUUGGCCACACAGAGGAUCAUCAGCUCAGUCCAGAAGUCUGGCGGGACCCAGCUCAAGCUCAUCAUGACGUUCCCAAAUUACGGGCAGGCCCUCUUCAAGCCCAUGAAGCAGACCCGGGACCAGGAGACCCCUGUUGAUUUCUUCUACUUCUCGGACUUUGAGCGGCACAACGCAGAGAUUGCAGCCUUCCACCUUGACAGGAUCCUGGAUUUCCGGCGAAUCCCCCCAGUUUCUGGCCGUUUGGUGAAUAUAACAAAGGAGAUUCGUGACAUCACCACAGACAAGAAACUGGCUAAGACUUUCUUCAUCUCCCCAGCGGGUAACAUCUGCUUCUAUGGGGAGUGCUCCUACUACUGCUCCACCGAGCACGCCCUCUGUGGCAAGCCGGACCGGCUGGAGGGCUCCAUGGCUGCCCUGCUCCCUGACAAGACCUUGGCCAAGCGCCGCUCCUGGCGCAGCCCCUGGCGCCGCUCCUACCACAAGAGCAAGAAAGCUGAGUGGGAGCUGAACCCCAACUACUGCGCUCGGGUGCGAGAGACGCCGCCCUACGACAGGGGCCAUCGCCUCCUUGACCUCAUUGACAUGACGAUCCUCGAUUUCCUUAUGGGCAACAUGGACCGGCACCACUACGAGACCUUCGAGAAAUUUGGGAAUGACACUUUCCUGCUCCACCUGGACAAUGGCCGUGGCUUUGGCACACACUCGCGCGACGAACUGUCCAUCCUGGCCCCCCUCCAGCAAUGCUGCAGCAUCAAGAAGUCAACCUACCUGCGUCUGCAGCUGCUGGCCACCCAGCCCUACCGCCUGAGUGACCUGCUGCGGGAGGCGCUGGCCACAGAUCCACUGGCCCCCAUCCUGGCUGAGCCCCACCUGUGGGCGCUGGACCGUCGCCUGGGGAAGGUGCUGGUGGAGGUGGGACACUGCCUGGCCAGGGCAGCCCACCCAGAUGAGGUGCUGGUGGAUGAUGUGGGGUCAUGGGAGUGAUGGGGGGCUGGGUAUCCUGCUGGGUUGGGGUGUGUUUGGGUGCUGCCAAGGAUGAUAUGGGAUCAGCAUGCAGCUCUGACUUUGUGUAGUGUCGGCCUUUUGGCAGUGCCAAAGCUGGUGGUGUGAUGUACCAGGAAAGCGGGUUGUAAGGAUAGCUGGGACAGGGAGAGAUUUUAAAUAAAAAGGUUGGCCUAGUGGA
Messenger RNA from Pseudopipra pipra, 6562 nucleotides. Its product is annotated as extracellular serine/threonine protein kinase FAM20C-like. Bases 4753 to 6363 code for a protein of 536 amino acids. Lineage: Eukaryota; Metazoa; Chordata; Aves; Passeriformes; Pipridae. The transcript has 10 exons. The record is from RefSeq and is a predicted model, not a curated record. Gene Ontology annotation, molecular function: phosphotransferase activity, alcohol group as acceptor. Gene Ontology annotation, biological process: enamel mineralization; protein phosphorylation. Gene Ontology annotation, cellular component: Golgi apparatus.